AUGUCAUUAUUGUUUUUAGUAGUUGAAUUUUCUCAAGUUAAGAAAAUGAUUCUCGAAUCAAAAAACUUAGUACUUGGAAUUCUCAACAGAGGUUCAACAUACAUGUUGGGUCAGCGACGCAAUUUUAAUGACCGUUUGAGCGAGCCUAAGAAACGGUACACAUACUUCGUGCCACGGAACUCUGCAUGGGAAAAAGCCAAAAAUAUAUUCCCGUCUGCUUACAAGAAAAUUUUCAUGCCCGAUUUUAGUUACCAUGUAAGUAUUUGA
This is a messenger RNA of Cotesia congregata, 267 nucleotides long. Lineage: Eukaryota; Metazoa; Arthropoda; Insecta; Hymenoptera; Braconidae. The record is from the annotation of a GenBank genome assembly.